Messenger RNA from Archocentrus centrarchus (flier cichlid), 1398 nucleotides. It is a transcript of the gene bean1, whose product is annotated as brain expressed, associated with NEDD4, 1. Lineage: Eukaryota; Metazoa; Chordata; Actinopteri; Cichliformes; Cichlidae. The transcript is spliced from 5 exons. Bases 221 to 982 code for a protein of 253 amino acids. The record is from RefSeq and is a predicted model, not a curated record.
CUUUGGACUGAGUGCCGGUGAUCCAGCUGGGAUGUUGUUGCUCUGUUGCUCUGUUGUCAGUGAUGUGAGGCGACAUUAAGGAGCUGGUGAAAGGAAUCCUGACACAUAUUCCUACAUGUUUGCAGUUACAUGUAUAGCUGCACUGUGUCCUAUAGACCAGUAGAAGUUGGCUUCCCGCCUGUUGAGAUGUGCCAAUAGGAAACACUUUGAACAGGGGUUCAUGCUGAUGAAAUUGAUCUGCUCAGUGAGCUCCAACCAGAGCCAUGGGGAGUACCCAGACUGCCGGAGUGAGAGGGAGUCAGGAGGGGAGGCAUCUCUCCUGGUGUCUCCGCUGGUGGUGGCGGGGAUCGUUAUAGGUCUAGUCCUCUUCCUCUCCUGCGUCACCAUCAUCGUCGGCAGCUUGCGCAAAGACAGUCGACUCCGAAACCCUCACCUUCGAGCAAGCUACGGACAAGAUGGUUUUUCUUAUGGAGGUUCAGCAGGUGAGCUGAGGUCCAGCUGCUUGGAAGACUUUCCUCCUGGUUUAGACUUUGACUCGUACAGAGAGACUCUGUCACAGAUAAACAGUGUGUACCCUGAUUCACCACCACGUUAUGAUGAGUGUGUUGGCCCAGGUUCGACUCAGAUCUACAUCCCUACAGAUGACCCGCCUCCUUACUCCUUGGUGGACCCCUGUCAAGGAGGGGCUGAGCCCGAGGAACAGCCUAGCUACACCCUUCCAGAUCCUUCUCCAUACUAUGGAGAGACCUCAGCCAGUGCUGCCUGGUUUCCCCCCUCCCACUACCCACUGGGACUGCAAGAGCAUGAGCAUCAACACAUUGCAUCCAUCUCCUUCCCGCUGGAGGCAGCUCCGCCUUAUGAGUCGGUGCUUGCAGAGCAGGGACAACCCCUCCCUCUCAUGCCAUGUGACCUUUAUAAACACCAAUCAGAGAGGGGGGAUGAUGGCAACUCCCAGCAACUCCCUGCGAACCAGAUCUCAUAGGACAGCUAAUUUGUUUCUCUCACCUGUUGGCUUGGUUGUCCCCAGCUGAAUUAAACAAACACUUGGGAUGUGGGGAAAAUAGCUUUUAGGAGCAGCUGUGACACCAAAAAGAUGUACACUUCUUCCACACAGUUGCAAGCACCUGAUGAGGCUGGACACUGGACUGCAGUACAGCCAAAGCUCCAGUUUCCAACCAUUUAAGUACUGUUUGUUUCUGGACAAACAGAAACAAAGAAACUCAACAACUGCAUUAAACUGCAAAGUUCCUGAAAUGGCAACUUCUCUCAAACUCUCUCCUCUAUGUUGUCUAGUUUAGUUUUUGCCAUGUUUUGACUGUUAUUGUCUUCUUCUUGAAGUAGGACUGAUACAUGAGUUGUGUGUCUUGUGUGGAGUUUAGUCUGAAAAACUGCUUAAAA